Crotalus tigris (Tiger rattlesnake) is the source of this 2378-nucleotide messenger RNA. RefSeq names its product DC-STAMP domain containing 1 (gene DCST1). Lineage: Eukaryota; Metazoa; Chordata; Lepidosauria; Squamata; Viperidae. The record is from RefSeq and is a predicted model, not a curated record. The transcript has 16 exons. Bases 283 to 2358 code for a protein of 691 amino acids. Gene Ontology annotation, cellular component: membrane.
GUCACCAACACCUCGCAUGCUGAAAUGUAGCAGCUCCUUCCCUACUAGCUUUCUCUCUGCAGGGAGAUGGACGGAUUUUUGAUAAAGCAGCCCCUUGCAUGACUAUAGCUUCAAGUAACAUAGAACAGCCUCGUUUGUGUUGCUUCUGUGAUGUCAGCCUUCUAAUCAUGACCUUGCCGGAACUUAUCCGUUUUUCUAGAAUUCAGCUCCAUUUUGAAGGUGACCAUUUGUGCCUGGGCAGCGGCUUCGGAUCGGUCGGUCCACCCACCCAGUGGUCAGAUUAUGGGAGGCAAAUAUCAAAAGCUCAAAGGGCAGAAAAGGAAACAUUUCAAGUCACCCAACACGACCCUGAAGCACUUCCUCGGCUUUUUCCUACCCAAAAGCUUCGUUCACUUCCUGUGGAGUCAACCUGAUGAAUUUCGGCCUACCAAGUUUUUUCUCGGGGCUGGACUUGGGAUUUUGUUUGCUUUGAGUCUCGCCAAAAUCCUGAUCUUUCCCAUGACCAUCAGGGAACACACCAAAGUCGAAUUGUUGGGCUGCAUGACAGGUGUGGCUGCCGUUGGAUGGGGCACCUCUCCGCAAUUCCGUUGUGCCAGCCUCUUGGUGAUCCCAAAAUUCUUGGGGAAGGAAGGACGGCUUUAUAUUCUCACCUACAUGUUAGCCGCUGUCUACGAUGGCCCGGUGGCAAAUAUCCGUCACAAUCUGGGUGAAGUGGUGCGAUCCAUUAGCUGCACGGUGGAAUUACAGAUUGAAAACGCCAAAAAAGCUUGGAAAAUUUCAUUGGCUCCGAUGCGGAAGAUCCUCAAAGACAUGGUGAGAAGCGGGAAAACUUUGAGAACCGAGUCCCAAGAGGUCUCGCGCUCCUUUACGGAGCUGAACAAGCAAGUGGCUAGCCGAGCCGGCACGGAGAGCCGUUUGGUGCGUGAAGCCGAAGGAAGCGCCUCGACCCAGGAAGUCUACGAGGCGAAGACGCGGAUGCGUUGCCAACGCAUCAUCCAGCAGGCAGUCCGGCGUUGCCGAGCCUGGUUCCAAACCAAACAUCGGUCUUGCAUGCAGACAAUCGCCGUGCCCCUGGUGAAUCACCUCCUCUGCCUCCCCAUGAAAUUCAGCUUCCUUUGCUAUUUGGCCAAGGUAAUGAAUACUUGGUGCCAGGACAAGAUCCCCGUGGAAGGGAAUUUUGGCCAAACGUACGACCGGGUGAACGACUCGGUGGAAAACUUAAACCAAGAUUUCACAGCCAGCGUUGUCAUCCAGGAGGAGCGCCAGGAGAUGCUGGUGGGGGCCAACCUGUCCUCCCACAAACACCUGGUGGACGACGUCAAUGAACAGGUGUACCAGAGCAGCAAACAGCUGGGCACGGCGGUCACCAUGCUGCGGGUGCUGCUGUCCUGCAUGUUUAUCCUGGUUUUUGCCUCGGCUUAUUCCUAUACCAACAAAUAUAACGAAGAUAUCCGUUUCGAUAACCUGUAUAUCUCCCGUUAUUUCCGGCAAAUUGAUGCCAGACGCCGGAAACAGAAAAAGCGGACGCUUCUUCCCCUGCGCCGUGCGGAGGAGAGCCGGGUCAUCGAGCCCCUGCGCCUGGCCUUCCAGCCGGCCGAGACCAAGUCUGUGAUGCUGGAGCUGCUGGGCUGCCUGCCCCCACUGGUCUUCCUGCUGAUGGCCUGUGCCCUGGAUUCCCUGCUCUACACCAUCUUCAGCACCAUCCGGAACCACUCCUUCAUCCAGUAUUCCUUCCGCAGCAGCCACCACUUGGAAGUCAAGGUUGGCGGGGAAACCCUGAUGGCCCGUCUCCUUCGGAGCACCAUCGGGGCCCUGAACACGUCCUCCGAAAUGGUGAUGGAGACCAACAACCUGCAGUGUUUGCCAGAGCCACGAGGGAUGAGCCGGGACGAGUACGUGAAAUGCGCCACCCCACUAGGCGCCUUGGUGGUGUUAUGCUUCCUGCAAGUCUACGUUUUCCGUCUGCGGAGGGUCAUCGCGGCCUUCUACUUCCCCAAGCGUGAGAAGAAACGAAUUAUCUACCUCUACAAUGAAAUGCUUCGUCGGCGUGUGGCUUUCGUCCUUGUGCAACGCAAGCGCAUCAUUCUGCAAGCGCGGAGGCGCAAGAGAGUGAGGAAGCCGCUGCUGAAUCGGAUCGGGCGCUGCUGUCCCUUCCUGAAACGGAUCCUCCUCCGGCGGUGCAUUCUUUGCAACCGGCCCGAAUCCCACCAUUCGCUGAUGUGCUCGAACCCCGAGUGCGAAACCGUUUACUGCCAAAUUUGCUGGAAAGACAUGGGUAAAACCUGCUUUGCCUGCCACCCCGAGGACCUGGUCUCGGAGGACGAGAGCAGCGAGGGAGAAACGGGCUACGCCGAUUAAAUGGUGGUGUUUUUUCCUGC